AUGUCUUAUCAUAGAGUUGAUACUCCCAGGCUAUUGCCUCACCGUCUGCUUAUUCUUCUCUUGUUGCUAUUGACAGUAGUACAAACAGCCGUGCAGGCGGAUGAGACAACUUGGGUGGAUCCCAACAGUGGUGAAGUUGUGCUUCUCACUUCAGGAAAGAUACAACAGUCUACGGCGCCUUUGCAGACACCUGUGGGAUUGUGGCCACACGGAAACAGACGCGAUGAUGAUGCCGCCUUUUUUGCAAAAGAAGAUGCGGCAUAUGAGGAAUGGUUACUUAGGGUAAAGGAGCAAAAGAAACAAGAGGAAAAACAGCAACGUGAAGAGAUGCAAAAUGAGGGAGAGAAGAAAAAUAGUAAAAAAGAAUCUCAAAAAUCUAUUACAGUGGAAUUAUCACCAUUAGCUGUAAAGGCUCGUGCAGAUGCACGAUGGAAGUUAAUAAAAGGACUCAAAAAUUCUUCAUCUGUAAAUGUAACUUCCUUUGAAAAUGUGCGAAAACUUCUUGAAAAAGAUACUCUCUUCUUAAAAGAGAUACUCUCUAGUGAUUCUCUCUUUGCUCCAGAUAUCGCUAAAGAUGGUUCACGUGAAGAAGAAUAUAUUCAUUUAAUAAAUACUGUAUUUAGUCAUACUGUAGUUAAUAUGACAAGUGUAAAAGAGAAUACAUGGGUUAUGGAGAAAAUAUCUGCUCUUCCGUACCCAAUAGUGCUUGAUGGUGAACCGGUAACUCGCGGUGUACGAGAGGUGCGUAUAAUGGAAGAAGAAAGUAGACGUAUAGAAACGGCAUGGUAUGCAUCCAAUAUAACAGAGAAAAUUGCAGGUGAAAAGAUUAAUAUGACCCAAAUAAGAGAAAAUUUAUUUGUUUCAUCUACGAUAUUAAAUGCUAGUAGACGGGCACACCAAAUGGUUCUAUCGUUAGUGACUCCAUUACUACCUUAUGCGCGUCAGUCUCUUAUUAAGGAGUUACAUCAGGUGGAAUCCAAGAUGAGUGCUAAUGAUGAAUCUACUACUGCUUUGCGUCAAGAAUUAAAAGAAUAUACACGACGUAAAAAAAUGCUUGUUUCCUUUAAAGAACAAUUAACGAGUGCUGAGCGACAAAUACAAAGGGUUCACUACAGUAAAUCAUUAUUACCAAAGGAUGUAUUUGUAGUGGCCUUAGCUCUUAUCGCUAAACUGAGACUUGGACAAGACACUGGUAUUAAUGGCACAGAUAACAUACCACGUAUAGGAAUAUGGACAGAUCUUACUGGAGCAUUAGAAGAGGAAUUAAAAACUCUUAUUUUCUUACCUUUUGCUACUAGUCUUAUUCUGGUUGCUGCCACUUCAUGGGUGCUUUUGGGUACACGAGAAUUUUGGCUAAGACGUAUACGAAGGGUUUUACUUUCUCAUCGUGCAUCUUUGGGCGAUAGAAAACCAAAGGAACAAGCUUCUUUUAGGCGUCUUUGUCUCAGAUUAAACUUGCUCAUUGAGGCUUUGAUUCCGUUCUUAUUACCAGCUUUUUUUCUUUACCGUAACGCUAAUAGUAAGAAGGAAGAGGUGUCGUUGUAUUCAAUUUUUCUUUUUUCGUCUCCAUCUCAACGUUUGAUAUUAGGUGGAAUAGUGGUAUCCUUUUUUUUGGCAAGUAAUGUGGUGUCCUCAUUAAUGGGUACAUUGUAUAAAUAUACAUCGAUAUCUAAGGGGAAACAGAAGAAAACAUCUUGA
This is a messenger RNA of Trypanosoma theileri, 1698 nucleotides long. Its product is annotated as putative 3-transmembrane protein A13. Lineage: Eukaryota; Euglenozoa; Kinetoplastea; Trypanosomatida; Trypanosomatidae. The record is from RefSeq and is a predicted model, not a curated record. The coding region runs from base 1 to 1698 and encodes 565 amino acids. The transcript has a single exon.